This is a messenger RNA of Aspergillus sclerotioniger CBS 115572, 1106 nucleotides long. Its product is annotated as glycoside hydrolase family 88/105 protein. The record is from RefSeq and is a predicted model, not a curated record. The transcript has 3 exons. Lineage: Eukaryota; Fungi; Ascomycota; Eurotiomycetes; Eurotiales; Aspergillaceae. Bases 6 to 1106 code for a protein of 366 amino acids. Gene Ontology annotation, biological process: carbohydrate metabolic process.
ACAAAAUGCCCUCCCCCACCCCCAUCCACUCCAAAAUCAACCUCCUCAUCACCAACCUAAUCAACAUCAAAGACACCACGGGUACAUUCCUCCUCCCUCUCUCGGACGGCCGCAUCAUCGACACCAAAUCCUGGGAUGGCUGGGAAUGGACCCACGGAAUCGGCCUCUACGGCAUCUGGAAAUACUACGAGAUGACUGGAUCCUCACAUCUACUCCAAAUCAUCGAGGACUGGUUCGCCGCUCGCUUCGCCGAGGGCGGCACCACCAAGAACAUCAACACCAUGGCGGUCUUCCUAACCCUGGCCUACGUGUACGAGAAAACCGGCAACGUGACAUAUCUCCCCUGGCUGGAUGCCUGGGCCGAAUGGGCCAUGUACGAGCUCCCGCGGACGAAAUACGGCGGGAUGCAACAUGUCACGUACGUGACGGAGAACUACCAACAGCUGUGGGAUGAUACGUUGAUGAUGACUGUGAUGCCGCUGGCCAAGAUCGGGAAGUUGUUGAAUCGGCCCGAGUAUAUUGCCGAGGCGAAGCGGCAGGUAUUGUUGCAUAUUCAGUAUUUGUUUGAUACGAAGACGGGGUUGUGGUUUCAUGGGUGGACGUGGGCGAGAGGGAAUAGUUGGGUGACGAUGGUGAUUCCGGAGUUUGUGGAGUUGUUGGAGUUGAAGGAGGGGGAUCCGAUUCGGGUGCAUUUGCUGGAUACGUUGGAGGCACAGUGUGAGGCCCUGCAGAGGGUGCAGGAGGAUGAUGGGUUUUGGCAUACUUUGCUGGAUCAUCCGGAUUCGUAUGUUGAGGCGUCGGCGACGGCGGGGUUCGCGUAUGGGAUUCUGAAGGCUGUGAGGAAGAGGUAUCUGCCUGUGAGGUAUCGGGGGGUGGCGGAGAAGGCUAUUCGGGCUGUGUUGGGGGCGGUGGAUGAGACGGGGGAGUUGCAGCAGACGAGUUUUGGGACGGGGAUGGGUGAUUGUUUGGAUUUUUAUAAGAGGAUUCCGUUGACGGCCAUGCCGUAUGGGCAGGCGAUGGCUAUUAUGGCGUUGGGGGAGUGGUUGAGGGGUGUUUGUAGGUGUGUGGUCAAGGCAAAUGUUGCUAUAGAAACCUCGUAUCAGUAA